Messenger RNA from Aspergillus homomorphus CBS 101889, 2664 nucleotides. RefSeq names its product chitin synthase C (gene chsC). Lineage: Eukaryota; Fungi; Ascomycota; Eurotiomycetes; Eurotiales; Aspergillaceae. Gene Ontology annotation, cellular component: cell periphery; cell septum. The transcript has 7 exons. The coding region runs from base 1 to 2664 and encodes 887 amino acids. Gene Ontology annotation, molecular function: chitin synthase activity. The record is from RefSeq and is a predicted model, not a curated record.
AUGGGUACGCCAGGAAAUCACUACGGGAGCCACUCGCCCCAAGACAGUGAGAGCAGUUACUUCUCUCACGCAUCUCCCACCCACAAUCCGUAUCACACCAACGAGCACGAUGAGCAGGAAGAAUCGCUGCUGCAGCGCAACCCCUCGAGCCACUACGGCGGUCCCUUCGAAGACCCCGCCAUGUCGACCGACUCGCUGCGUCGGUAUACGCUACACGACCCCGGAGCGACCGUCUUCGCCACGCCCCCUUAUCAAGAAUCCGAGUCGAGUGACAUCUACGAUGCCCGAUCCACCACCGAAAAACCCGCUUCCCAGGCCGGCAGUCGCGCGGGCGCUCUCCGCCGUGCCGCAACCAGAAAGAUCAACCUGGUGCAGGGUUCGGUCCUGAGUGUUGAUUAUCCUGUCCCGAGUGCCAUUCAGAACGCGAUCCAACCCCAAUACCGAGAUGCGGAAGAGGCGUUUGCGGAGGAAUUCACACACAUGCGGUACACGGCGGCCACGUGCGAUCCUGACGAGUUCACACUGCGGAACGGUUACAAUCUCCGACCCGCGAUCUACAACCGGCAUACGGAAUUGCUCAUCGCGAUCACGUACUAUAACGAAGAUAAGGUCUUGACGGCGCGUACCCUCCACGGUGUGAUGCAGAAUAUUCGCGACAUCGUCAACUUAAAGAAGUCGGAGUUCUGGAACAAGGGCGGACCGGCGUGGCAGAAAAUUGUCGUCUGUCUCGUCUUCGAUGGUAUCGAUCCAUGCGACAAGAACACGCUGGAUGUGUUGGCGACGAUCGGUAUCUUCCAGGAUGGAGUGAUGAAGAAGGACGUUGACGGACGGGAGACGGUGGCUCAUGUGUUCGAAUACACCACGCAAUUGUCGGUCACCCCCACCCAACAAUUGAUCCGGCCCCAGGGCAAUGAGUCGACCAAUUUGCCCCCGGUGCAGAUGAUCUUCUGCUUGAAGCAAAAGAACAGCAAGAAGAUCAACUCCCACCGCUGGCUGUUUAAUGCUUUCAGUCGAAUCCUGAACCCGGAAGUUGUUAUUCUGCUCGACGCUGGUACGAAACCCGGCCCGAAAUCGCUGCUGGCACUAUGGGAAGCCUUUUACAACGAUAAGACCCUUGGUGGUUCCUGCGGUGAGAUCCAUGCAAUGCUGGGUCAGGGAUGGCGGAAGGUCCUGAAUCCGCUGGUUGCUGCUCAAAACUUCGAGUACAAAAUCUCUAAUAUCUUGGACAAACCCCUUGAAAGUGCGUUCGGUUAUGUCAGUGUGUUGCCUGGUGCCUUUUCUGCAUACCGCUACCGCGCGAUCAUGGGCCGUCCGUUGGAGCAGUACUUCCAUGGAGACCACACCCUGUCAAAACGCCUCGGUAAGAAGGGUAUUGACGGUAUGAAUAUCUUCAAGAAGAACAUGUUCUUGGCCGAGGAUCGUAUUCUCUGCUUCGAACUGGUGGCCAAGGCUGGUUUCAAGUGGCAUCUGAGUUACGUGAAGGCAUCCAAGGGUGAGACGGACGUUCCGGAAGGCGCGGCAGAAUUUAUCAGUCAAAGAAGACGUUGGCUGAACGGUUCCUUCGCUGCCGGUCUGUAUUCGCUCAUGCAUUUCGGUCGGAUCUAUCGUAGCGGUCACAGCAUCAUUCGUCUCUUCUUCCUGCAUCUUCAGAUGAUCUAUAACGUCAUUCAGCUUAUCAUGACCUGGUUCUCUCUCGCGUCUUACUGGUUGACCAGUUCCGUUAUCAUGGAUUUGGUGGGUACGCCUAGCUCGCACAACGGCAACAAGGGAUGGCCUUGGGGAAACGAAGCGUCGCCGAUCAUCAACAACUUCGUCAAGUAUGGUUAUAUCUGGGUUCUUGCGCUGCAGUUCAUCUUGGCCCUGGGUAACCGGCCGAAAGGAACCGUUGUUCCUUACACCCUUUCGUUUAUGUACUUCUCGAUCGUCCAGAUUUAUGUUCUGGUCCUGUCAUUCUACCUGGUUGUUGGUGCCUUCAGCAGCGGAUUGUUCAACCUCCAAAUCAACGAGAGUCUGAGCGAUUUCUUAGCAUCGUUUUUCAGUUCAUCAGGCGGUGGUAUCGUGCUGAUUGCCCUCGUCUCGACCUACGGCAUCUACAUCAUCGCCAGUAUCCUCUACAUGGACCCCUGGCACAUUCUGACCAGUUCAUGGGCCUACUUCAUGGGUAUGACCACUGGUAUCAACAUUCUGAUGGUGUACGCCUUCUGCAACUGGCACGACGUCUCGUGGGGUACCAAGGGAUCCGAUAAAGCCGAAGCGUUGCCGUCGGCUCAAACCCAGAAGGACGACGACGGCAAGCAGAACUUCAUCGAAGAAAUUGACAAACCGCAAGCGGAUAUCGACAGCCAGUUCGAAUCGACGGUCAAGCGCGCGUUGGAGCCGUGGAUCGAACCUGAGGAAGAGAGCGGCAAGAGUCUGGACGACGCCUACAAGAACUUCCGUACCAUGCUGGUUUGCCUGUGGGUGUUCAGUAACCUGCUCGUGUCGCUGCUGAUCACCAGCACCGGUGUCGAUAAGAUGUGUCUGACUAACACCUCCACCACCCGCACGUCGUGGUAUUUCGAAGUCAUUCUCUGGAUCACGGCGGGUCUCUCGCUGUUCCGCUUUAUCGGAUCGCUUUACUUCCUCGGCCGCUCCGGUAUCCUCUGCUGCGUGUCUCGUCGCUGA